This is a messenger RNA of Penicillium riverlandense, 1170 nucleotides long. Its product is annotated as phosphotransferase family protein. The record is from RefSeq and is a predicted model, not a curated record. The coding region runs from base 1 to 1170 and encodes 389 amino acids. The transcript has 3 exons. NCBI's taxonomy places the organism in Eukaryota, Fungi, Ascomycota, Eurotiomycetes, Eurotiales, Aspergillaceae.
AUGCCAUAUGCUAAAGCAAUUCAAGAAAUUGACAACUCGUUUACCGGUUACCGGUGGUCCUAUUUCUCUUCCCUUGGAGAAGGCCCACUACUUAUACGAGCUCAAAAAUUCCUUCAGUCUACAGAUUGGAAUGCGCUCAUUGAGUAUGCCGCUGCCGCGCGAAACGGAACAGAAUGCAGAUUGUUACCAGAUAUUGGUCUAGGCUACAACCAUGUGGUACGAAUCAUAGAAUUCAAGGAUAACGUGCGAUGGGUUGCAAGGCUCCGCAUGCCACCCUUGUCACAGACUGGAACUCAUUAUGAUUCAGCAAGAAGCAUCAUGGAGUGUGAAUACAACACAAUUCAACUCGUCCAGAAAGAAAGCAAUAUUCUAGACCCACAAGUCUAUGCCUUUGAAGGCGACCCUAACUGCAGGAUAAAUGCGCAGUUCAUGCUGAUGGACUGCCUAAAGGGCAAUGUGGGAAUGGAUCUCAAUAUGAAAGUGCCACCUGAACACAAAAGAUCUGUCUUUGCUAGGCUGGCUGAGAUUCAUAUCGAAAUGUCGAAAAUACAGCUACCGAUGAUUGGGACUAUUGUUGGCAAAAAUGAAGACGGGUCGUAUCGACAAGGUGCCAUACCGGGACUAGGCGGUCCCUUCGAAAGAGCUACGGAGUUUUUUAAGGCAUGGGCCGCUAAGGCUGAAUUCGGUUUAUCAGAAGACAAGCUGAAAAAAGCUGCGGGCUCAUUUGCCAACGAGGUUUCAUCCUCCGGGUCCUCAUUCAAAGCCUCAAUCAAUAGUCUAGCUGAAAGGCUAUCUAUUCGGGACGGAGGCCCAUUCCCAUUAUGUCAUGGAGACUUCGGCCACAAUAACGUGGUUUUCAAUGACAAAUAUCACCUUCUUGGUGUUAUCGACUGGGAGUCAUCGUUUGCGGCACCGUGGGAAAUAGCGUGCGAGUUUCCAUUGACUCUCUCAGUUGUUCCACCUGAUAUGGACGUGCCAUGGAACUAUGAUGCAACAGGCCGCCCAAAAGAUGCAGAACUUCAGCAAAACUUUGCGGACCGAGAAGACUACAUAGCGAUGGAUUCCAAAAGACAAUAUCUAGCGACUGCGAUGAGGUUAUAUCAGAGUGGCAAGCCUGGAUGGUACUCAAAGGUGGUGGAAAGGUUUCUCGACGGGACUGAAGAGCAGUGA